UUCCUUCAGUCGGGAUUUAACAGGAGGUGUUUGAAGUUGUGUGAUUAGUUUCGUUAGUGUUAUUUAUAUGUCUAGUUUGCGGGGCACAAACUGGAAUCGACGGACUAUUUUCAUUAGAGGACUUUUUUAUUAUACGGAAGCAUGAUUUUUUGAAACCUCUGGACGAAUGAGCAAAAUGACAGCCUUGAUCUUUAAAUUGGUGACCGUCCUGGUGGUUUCCCGUACGAUUGCACCAGCUGAUUUUAGUAACAGAACUGCUCAGCUAAAGGUCUGCCAAGAGGAGGAAUACUUGGAUGGUAAAAUCUGCUGUAAAAAAUGUGAAGCUGGGCAAUAUGUGAAAUCGCCAUGCACGAGCCCCUCCACGUACGGACAGUGCGAGGCCUGCGCGGACGGCAAGGACUACACCGAGCACGCCAAUGGACUGAAGCGCUGCAUCCACUGUUCUCGGUGUCGUUCAGACCAAGUGGAGACGGUUCCCUGCACAAUUGUGCAGAACCGGCAGUGUCAGUGCAAGCCUGGCUACUUCUGCCGUCCGGAGGAGGCCUGCGAGGUCUGCAAGAAGUGCUCCAGGUGUAAAGAGGAAAUGGCUGAAGUGCACAGUUGUAAUGCUACUGCAGACACUGUGUGUGCGAAGCCGUCACCUGCCACAGAGAAGCCAAGACUAGGUAAUACUGACAAAGCCACUACCAGCGCAGGAACAGUGAUCACCAUUGUGAUUGUAAUUAUCAUUGGGAUUGUACUUGUGAUUUCUCUUGUUUUGUGGAAGAAGAGGAAAUGUAGUCAUAAUCCAAGUCCUGGUUGCUCCAGCCAGCCAAGUGAUGUGAAGAUACCAAUAGAUGGUGCAGGUCAGGGCUCAGUGGAAGAGAGGCAGAACAGCUUGAAUGCAGGGACAGAGCAGCAACGACGCGUCAGUGAGGGCGAGCCGUUGCUGCAGAAUGAGCGCUUGGCCGGCGCCACGCGCACGGGCAUUGACGAUGAGGACAGGGGCUUAGGAGACAGCCUGUCCAACACCGCUAACUCCUCACAGACCAGCCUGGCAGGAUUGCCCAGUAGCGCCUGCAGUAGCAGCACCCCUCGACACAGCCCUCCAACACAGAGACAGGACUUGGCUGGGGGUCGUGCUAUAAAUGAAAAUACUUAUAUUCCUUUAGAAGUGUCAGAGUCCCUGAAGAAGAGCUUUGCAAUCUUCACAGAUCAAGUGGGAGUGAAAGAUAGGAAGAAAUUCCUGAGACAUAUUGGCGUUAAGGACAAUGAUAUUCUUAAAGCUGAAAAAAAUAUUCCUGCCGAUGUGGAUGAACAAUUUUAUCAACUCCUUACUGGCUGGCAGCAAGACAAAGGGAAAAAUGCUUCUAUUGAACUAUUGCUUAAUGCUUUACUGGAAUUAGGUCAUAGACACGAUGCUGAAAAUAUCAUCCAGAAAGUGAUUGAAAAUAACUAUUAUAAGCUUAACAAUGAAAAUGAAUAAAGAUUUUUUUUUUGCUUUGUAACACCCAUGCAAAGAUUUUUGCAAGGAUAGCUGAAGGCAAUACAAUGACUUAAGUCAGUGUGGCCUAGGCCAGUAGGGCCCAUCUUCCAUUAUUUGAGCUGUAAGUCUUACUGAUCGAAAGGUGCAAGAGAGGGGAACACUUCAGCUCUUCUGAGGACAGUGGUAUUCCUCUAGUCUGAACAUAGAAGGUGUUCUUGGUUCUGUCCUGCUGUGGUUGGUAGAGAUUUAAUCUGUUGCACUGAGCUGUUACAUCACUGGUUUAUGGGGUAAUUUCCCACCACAUUUUACCUCAAAUGGUACUUGACAGAACUGGAGAUUCAUCUCUCAAGUUUUUUUUUCUUGAACUACAGUUAAAAUGUUCAGCUGUAGGAGCUACUGUGAAGAGAUAUAUUUAUUUUUAAAUACAUGUUUACAUAUUGUAUACAUUUUUGCCUUUGUGUGUUUUUUUUCUUGUAAAAUACACAAAUCAAAGAAUGCAAUCUAGAUCACAGGGUUUGUAAUAUUAAUUUGCUUUAAUCUUUUCUGCAGGAGCAGUUAGAGGUAGGCAUGUCCGAAAUUAAUUUGUUCCAAAGAGUGUGUGUACAUUCUUAAAGUAAUACAAAAAUACAGUGCCAAGGAUUUACUCUUAAAAGUAUUUUAAAGAGGAAGGAUCCGUUUUUAUUUUUACAUGAACUUGAAGAGGUGUGUGUAACCCUACAAAUGUAAUGGCUGAAUGAACCUCCUUAAGUGUUAGCCAGUAGUGGUUUGCCACCUAGUGGUUACAAUGUACUUUUGUUGAGAAGGCUGAUACUUUUUUUUUCUGUUGUAAUUCAUAGUUAAUUCUGACAUGACAUUGAAAGUAUUCAGAUAACCUGUUUUCAAAGCAUUCUUUUUAAAUUUUGGCAACUGGAUUGCAUGUACAUUUGUAAAAAGUUAUAUAAUAGACACUUUUAUAUCAAAUUUUCAGCUAGUUAGCUCAAGUGUUUGAAUAGUUGUUUUGUGUGAAUGUUUUUCCAAGUAGGUUUUAAAAAAACUUUUCUUUAGCUUCAUUUUGUGUAAUGCUUUCUAAGCUUUUAAUUUACUUUCCACUUCACUGUGCAGUCUUUAAUUCUAUUUAUUUUUUAUUUAUUCCUAGAAAUAAGAGGGUUAACUGGAUUAACUCUCUCUGUGAUUAGUGAAUAUUCUGUCUCUAUUGCUUUUUCUCUAUUAAACAGUGUUGGAGACUGAUUAUGCAGAAGAAUCUUUAUUUAAGAUUGACUUUUUUUAAAUCAAUUUUUGUGUACAUUAACUUGUAGUAAAGGUUCUAAAAUUGUACUUUGGAAUUGUAGGACAUGUUCACUGCCUUUUUAUAGUCUGCCUUAAAAACAAAGACUCAUAAUUGUUUUUUGUGCCUUGCAAAAUUAGUCUGUCACCAACGGCAGCACUUCAAAAAUUAUACCACCACAAUGUGUGAAGCAGGAUGACAAUCUUGUAGCAACACGGUGUCUUACUGCCAUACCUGAAGAUAAUCUCUUACUUGCAUGUGAUCUCUUUUUUUUUCAUAUGUGCUCUCUAUACUGUAUGCCCAUUUGUUUUCUAGCUGCUUUCUCUAAUACAGGGCAGUCUGGGAGCCAGUGCUUAUCCCAGCAAGCAAUGUGCAGCAGUCCAUCAAAGGGCUCACACAGACACACCAGGGCCAAUUUCCUCAAAUGCCAAUUAACCUACAAGUAUGUCUUUGCACUGUGGAUGGGAACCUGAGCUUCUCUAUACAUCUAUACAUGUGUAAUAUAAUAUGGAACAAACUGGGUUCUAUACUAGAAUUCGGUGUUUGUUUUUCUACUCUGGCUCAUCGUGUGUUAGAGCGAAUGUUUCUAUGCAUGUAUACUUGAACAUUUUUGUGGUAAGUCAGUGCAACAGCUGCUUGUAUGAAUUUCUGCCAUACUGCAGUCUGUGCAAGGUGUGUAAACAAGUUAAGUCUGCAACAUGCUGGAGCUCACACAACAGUGGAGUAACUGCAAAAAUAUUACAUCCAAGGGUUUAAAAUAGCUGGCAUGAUUGACUGCUGAUGCUUAAAAGAAUUUUCAAAUGGAAAAUGUCCUUUUCUGUUUCUUCCUGUAUUGCUAGUUUCAUUGUUUAACUUCCUGAAAGAUAAUUCAUUGUUUUUAUAGAAAUGAUGCUUCAUUAUGCAGACUCAUCAUUUUCUAUAUUUUGCCUGGAAUAAAAGCAUCAACUAAGUA
Messenger RNA from Lepisosteus oculatus (spotted gar), 3681 nucleotides. RefSeq names its product tumor necrosis factor receptor superfamily member 10B-like. The record is from RefSeq and is a predicted model, not a curated record. Gene Ontology annotation, cellular component: plasma membrane; cell surface. Lineage: Eukaryota; Metazoa; Chordata; Actinopteri; Semionotiformes; Lepisosteidae. Gene Ontology annotation, biological process: positive regulation of apoptotic process; TRAIL-activated apoptotic signaling pathway. Gene Ontology annotation, molecular function: protein binding.